Letharia columbiana is the source of this 1377-nucleotide messenger RNA. RefSeq lists its product as uncharacterized. The coding region runs from base 1 to 1377 and encodes 458 amino acids. Lineage: Eukaryota; Fungi; Ascomycota; Lecanoromycetes; Lecanorales; Parmeliaceae. The transcript is spliced from 3 exons. The record is from RefSeq and is a predicted model, not a curated record.
AUGCGCAGUACAAAACUACCUACACCCGUCCCAAACCAAGGCAGAUCAUGGACACUGGGCCAUUAUCUCGUCUUGUCUUCAACUACACUGAUCAUGGACGAUGUUGCUGAGUUCUUUUCCCCUGAAGCUUUGCGCCUCCUUGACGAGUCUGGCAUCGACCGUGAGACAGUUUUCCAGCCAGACAAGCUCCCAGUCGAUCACACGUCGUCCACUGGUCCUGCGCAAUGCGAGGCGCAAACGAACCAGAAUCCACUCAGUUCCCUCCAAGGUAAUCCCGGAUGCUCAACACUUCCUCUUGGAAUUCUUACCAAACCCAAGCGCAAACGUGCAAAGUUUGACAUCAUGGCUCAUGCGAAAGUUGCGAUCGUGCGGGAGAAAGGGGCGUGCUUGAGAUGCAGAGCUCUGAAAAUACCGCGGCUGGAGUCACCCUGCAUCACGGGGAACGCAUUCAGUGAAGCUCAGAAAAAUCUCCUUCGCAACCUUGCCCACCACAUGAUCCACAUCGCAGGGCGAGCUCAAGUCUUAGACAGCCAGAGAGAUAAUUGCCAUACCCUCGACCACGCUUACUGUCUUUGGAGCAGAAAAGCUGUGUUCGAGUGGGAAAUUGUCCCAAAUGAUAGCCCCAGAGAGCUAGAAGAAGAUUUAAGACCUUUCGCCCACUUCUGCUCAGCACACAACACUCAAGGACUCGGCUCCACGGAUCUGAGUGGGGAGCCAUCACCGCUACUUUCUCAAAAAACUUCGGCUCCCUCUUUGACCUCACUCUCAGAGAUCGUUUCUCCCGAGAAUAUUUUUCGAAGACCAGUACCCCGAGUCACCAACGCCACCGAAAAUUCAAUGCUUGGUCGAUGUUUCUCUUGCAACAACGCACUUGAUGUCGAAGGCUCAUUUCGACCUCGCCUUUCCCUUUAUCUCGAUGUUUCAACGGACGAAACUUCGGAUGAUCUUGGUGAUUCUGCACUACAAGGCCAAACGGUUCUCGAACUUCUGGAUCUUCAGGCUUCACCAGUCACUUGUUCAACAUCUUAUCCAGAAGAUGGAUGGAGUUGGUCGGACCCCCAUGACCUCCUGGUAGGCAGCCAGGGCGGAGUCUCCGAACCAUCGUCUGAGCCAGGUCUGGAUUAUUCCCCCACUACUAACUCCUUGAGUAUGCCGGGGAUCAAGUCUGCUCCAACUCCUUCAGCGCUGAGAUCGCCGGAUAUGACAUCAUGCCGCCAAAACUCCAACUUCUCCCUUGAACAGAAAGCGGAGAAGACCGCGCAAUUCAGAGGACAACUUGGUCCCCGCCCGAACACGACUAGGGGGUUCUUGCAUUCGAUGCCAUCAUUGGAUGAAUGGCACCGAUGUAUCAGAGUGCUACGACACCCUUGUGUGUGA